AUGGUUCAACAAUGGCCUAAGGCCUUUUGUGAUUUAAAGAAUAGAAAAUGUCUCCGAACUCCUAACAAUUUCACACUUCACGGACUGUGGCCCGACAACUACAUUGGGCAGUUGAGUAAUUGUGCCGGCGCAGCUUUCCAUGCUAUUACGGAUCAAAAUUUGAUUUCAAGAUUAGAAUCUGGUUGGCCUGAUCUACUUCAGCUAAAUUAUAAAGGAGCACGUGGACAGUCAUUUUGGAAGCAUGAAUGGGUAGAACACGGCACAUGCUCUACUACACCAAAAGAUUAUGAGGCCUACUUCAAUUUGGCUGUAGAUUUGAAGAAUGAGCACUACAUUUUACGGACACUCCGACAAAGCGGAAUUCAGCCUGCAGUAUGCACGCCUUCUGGACAAUCGACUGUUAACAUCUAUGGAGUCAAUUCAUCCAUUGUUGGAGCUACAAGAAGCCAGAUUCAGAUAAGAUGCAAGAUCAAUAAACAAAACAAGAAAAAACCUCGUACGCUGUUGUAUGAGAUUAUCAUAUGUUAUGACUCUACUGGAACUACCGUAAUUAAUUGUCCCCCGCCACAUAUUGGUCAAACGUGUUUGCAAAAUAGUGGUCAAGUUGAUUUUCUAUAA
Fraxinus pennsylvanica is the source of this 618-nucleotide messenger RNA. The record is from the annotation of a GenBank genome assembly. NCBI's taxonomy places the organism in Eukaryota, Viridiplantae, Streptophyta, Magnoliopsida, Lamiales, Oleaceae.